AUGUCUAGGAAUAAUUACAAAGGGUGGGACGACUAUCAAAAUUCCUCACACCACAUUCAUGUUCCUGACACUAUACCCGUUCGUGAAUCUCAAAACAAUGAAUAUCCUCAAACUAAUCAGCAACACAGGAACAACCCGUAUUUGGAUAUAUACUCAUCCUUGGACUCGGGUUCCGAAACUACAUUCACUGACCAACGAUAUACUUUACCAAGAUACACGCAAAGGAUGGAAACCAUCGCUACCAACUCCUCACACGAGAAGAUAUCUUCAAAAAUAUCACACAAUUCUGCAAACUCUGCAAGCUCACUAGAAUCACAACCUCAACUUCACAAUGAAAAGAGAUUAUUCUCAUGGCUCUUUUCUAAAAGAGUCCCACUGAUACCCAGCGAAGAAGAGAGGAAAGAAUACCCGUGGACAAAGACUAAUGCAAUUAAGCGGGUGGGAUUUUGGUGGUUAUGGCCGGUAUUGAAAAAAGGUUACAAACGUACAUUACAUCCAGAUGACUUGUUUGUGUUGACCCCAGAGUUGAAAGUGGAGUAUAUGUAUGCGCAAUGGGAAAAGCACAUGAGUAAGAUAGUGGGAGAUCUCGACGAGUCAAAACCUUGGCCAAAAUAUGCGAUUCCCUGGGCAUUGUUUCUUACUUUCAAAUGGCAAUACACAUUCUCUUGCGUUUGCUUAGCAUUGGCAUUUGUUUGUAUCGCCACGUCGCCAUUGGUUACGCGACAGUUGAUUGAUUUUGUCGAAUACAAGUAUUUUGGAGUGUACACAACGUACAAUAGAGGAAUCGGCCUCACUUUUGGAGCCGUCAUUCUUAUAUUUGUUAAUGGAUUACUACUCAAUCAUUUCUUCCACAACUCAAUGAUUUGUGGCGCACAAGCCAAGGCCAUAUUAACCAAGGCUUUAUUGAAGAAACUGUUUAAUUUGAAUUCAAAAUCAAGGUACUUAUUCCCCGCUGGCCGGGUGACAAGUUUGAUGAGCACGGAUUUGUCAAGAAUCGACUUGGCCAUUGGGUUUCAGCCAUUGGUAUUGUGUUUCCCCAUCCCAAUGAUUAUAGCGGUGAUUAUAUUGGUGAUUAAUAUCGGUGUUUCGGCAUUGGCAGGUAUUGGAUUGUUUAUCGUGUCACUCGUUGUUUGCGUAUUGUUGACCAAAAAGUUGUACACCACUAGAGAAAAAGUUGUCAAAUACACGGAUGAACGUGUUUCGUUAAUGAGAGAGAUCUUGAACAAUCUCAAAAUCAUUAAAUUUUACGCAUGGGAAAUGGCUUACAAGGCAUCGAUAUUGAAAAUAAGACACAAGGAGAUGAAGUAUUUGUUUACGAUUAAAGUGUUGCGUAACUUUAUUACGGCAUAUGCAGUGACUAUGCCAGUAUUGACAUCCAUGCUUUCGUUUAUUACCUUGUGGGCCACCGACCAUAUGCAAACCCCAGGAAAAGUGUUUAGUUCAUUGUCAUUAUAUGCCAUCUUGGCACAAGCCAUCAUGUUGUUGCCAAUUGCCUUAUCCACUGGAGCUGAUGCCUUGAUUGGUUUUCAAAGAUGCAACGAUUACUUGUCAGCUGAGGAGUUUACAGAGGAAGUCAAUAACAAAAUGCUAUCGUAUGAGGAUAAAUUUUACACGGGUGAGGGUGAGUUUAAUGAUAUUGCCAUACAAGCGAAGCAUGCAGAUUUCACUUGGGAGAGUCAUGACGAUGAUUUGGAUGUGGAAUUAUGGAAGGAACAUCCUCCAAAAAGUGCAGAGAAAGGCAUCCAUGAGAGUGAUGCAGAAUCAUUGGACACAUGUGCGUCAAAUCACAAGUUUAAAGGAUUGACAAACGUCAACUUGUCGAUUAAAAAUGGAGAGUUUGUUAUUAUAACAGGUGUCAUUGGAUCAGGUAAAACAUCAUUGUUGAACGCGCUCGCUGGCUUCAUGAAAUUAUCCAACGGAUCAAUCAUUCGUAACAAACAAGUUUUGCUUUGUUCGACUACAUGGAUACAAAAUGCUACAGUGAGAGAAAACAUUCUUUUCGGGAAACCAUAUGAUGCUCACCGAUACAAGCAAGUUUUGUUUGCUUGUGCAUUGGAAGACGAUGUGGCAAUUUUACCCGCAGGAGACAGAACUGAGAUUGGUGAACGUGGAAUCACAUUAUCGGGAGGUCAAAAGGCAAGAAUCAACUUGGCCCGUGCUUGCUAUGCUGAUGCAGAAGUGCUUUUGUUUGAUGACGUAAUCUCUGCUGUUGACGCCAAAGUUGCUAGACAUAUCGUUAUUCAUUUGUUCCGAGGCUUGUUGCGUGACAAAACCAUCAUUUUAGCUACUCAUCAAUUGGGGAUUUUGGAAUUCGCCGACAAGGUGGUAUUUGUGGAUGAUGGUUCAGUGUAUUCAGGCUCGCUUGAUAAGUUGAUUGCCAAACGAGAAAGCUUUCGCAGUUUGGUUGAGCAUGGAAAAGAAUCUAGUGCGACAGAGGAUGAUGCAGAAGGGGAUUUUGCCAAUUCCGAUUACGAAGUGCAACUACCUAGCCAGAAAUUAACCAAGGAUGAGGAUUACGACCUCACCGGAAGAACUACCACGGAUGAAGUACGCGCAACUAAUGCCAUCUCUUGGUCUAUUUACAAAAAAUACAUUGAUUUGGGAUCAGGGAUAUUUGGAAAGUUUGCAGCUCCUUUAUUUGUUAUUCUUGUUGCAAUUGCCACAUUCUGUCAAGUAUUUACCAAUACUUGGCUUUCAUUUUGGGUUGAAAACAAAUUCUCCGGUCGCAGUGACCAUUUCUAUGUUGCCAUAUAUGUCAUGUUUGCAGUUUUGACAGUCAUAUUCACCGGUAUCGAGUUUAGUAUGUUGGCAUAUAUGCAAGAUUGCUCGGCCAACAAGCUCAAUUUGAAAGCAGUUGAAAAAAUUUUGCACGCACCAAUGUCGUUUAUGGAUACAACCCCAUUGGGAAGGAUUUUGAACAGAUUCACCAAGGAUACCGAUUCGUUGGAUAAUGAAAUCGGUGAGCAAAUGAGGUUAUUUGUGUUUCCCAUGGCAUUGAUUAUCGGUAUUAUUGUCUUGUGCUCAUGUUACUUGCCGUAUUUUGCUAUUGCUAUCCCGUUUUUGGGAUUUGCAUUUGUGUUUUUGGCCAAUUUUUACCAAGGUUCAUCGAGGGAGAUUAAGAGAUUGGAAGCAACCCAAAGGUCAUUAGUUUAUAACAAUUUCAAUGAGUCAUUGACUGGUAUGGAAACCAUCAAAUCCUUCAAAGCUGAAGAUGACUUUAUGAAGAAGAAUGAUUAUUACAUCAACAGAAUGAAUGAAGCGUACUACUUGUCCAUUGCUACUCAACGGUGGUUGUGUGUUCAUUUAGAUAUCAUUACUUCAUCCGUUGCAUUGAUUGUUUGCAUGCUUUGUAUCACUGGUCAGUUCAACAUUAGUGCUUCAUCGACGGGGUUGUUAUUAAAUUACGUUUUGCAAUUGGUUGGAGUGUUGUCAUUGACCAUCAGAUCGAUGACUCAAGUGGAGAAUGAAAUGAAUUCAGUCGAGAGGUUACAUGAAUACGCCUACAGGUUACCACAAGAGGCGGCAUACACCAGAGAAGCUCAACCUCCACAAGAGUGGCCACCAUCAGGCUAUGUUACUUUCAAAGAUGUGACACUUCGAUACAGACCAAAUCUACCACCAGUAUUGCGCCACUUGAAUGUAAACUUUUAUCCUGGAGAAAAGGUUGGUAUCUGUGGAAGAACAGGUGCAGGAAAGUCGUCAAUAAUGUCAGCAUUGUACAGAUUGAUUGAAUUGGAAGAUGGGAAAAUUGAGAUUGAUGGGUUGGACAUUUCCACAAUGGGGUUAUAUGACUUGAGAUCGAAAUUAUCAAUAAUUCCACAAGACCCAGUGCUAUUCCAAGGCACAAUAAGAAGAAACUUGGAUCCAUUCAAUGAGCACGAAGAUUACAAGUUGUGGAAAGCAUUGUGCACAGCAGGGCUCAUCUCCGAAGACCAAAUCAAACAGGUUGCAUCAAUGAAGUAUUCACCAGAGGAAGGAGUAGGGUACAACUCACUUCACAAGUUCCACCUUGAUCGCAUUGUUGAUGAUGACGGGGCAAAUUUCUCCCUUGGUGAAAAGCAAUUGAUUGCAUUGGCGCGUGCAUUGGUUCGUGAUUCCAAAAUUCUUAUUCUUGACGAGGCGACAAGUUCAGUUGAUUUCGCUACUGAUUCAAAAAUACAGGAUACGAUAAGUUCUGAGUUUAGACAUUGUACUGUGUUGUGCAUCGCUCAUAGGCUCAAAACCAUCUUGAAUUAUGAUAGGGUGCUUGUGAUGGAUAAAGGGGAAAUUGUCGAGAAAGGUGAUCCAUGGAAGUUGUACCAAGAGAAAGGUACAUUCAGGUCCAUGUGCGAUAAAGCAAACAUCAAUGAGAAUGAUUUUUAG
This is a messenger RNA of Lodderomyces theae, 4362 nucleotides long. RefSeq lists its product as uncharacterized. Gene Ontology annotation, cellular component: plasma membrane. Lineage: Eukaryota; Fungi; Ascomycota; Pichiomycetes; Serinales; Debaryomycetaceae. The transcript has a single exon. Gene Ontology annotation, biological process: transmembrane transport. Gene Ontology annotation, molecular function: ATP hydrolysis activity; ABC-type xenobiotic transporter activity; ATP binding. Bases 1 to 4362 code for a protein of 1453 amino acids. The record is from RefSeq and is a predicted model, not a curated record.